This is a messenger RNA of Tribolium castaneum (red flour beetle), 1317 nucleotides long. RefSeq names its product nicotinic acetylcholine receptor alpha 10 subunit (gene nAChRa10). NCBI's taxonomy places the organism in Eukaryota, Metazoa, Arthropoda, Insecta, Coleoptera, Tenebrionidae. Gene Ontology annotation, molecular function: transmitter-gated monoatomic ion channel activity involved in regulation of postsynaptic membrane potential; transmembrane signaling receptor activity; excitatory extracellular ligand-gated monoatomic ion channel activity. Gene Ontology annotation, biological process: monoatomic ion transmembrane transport; regulation of membrane potential; chemical synaptic transmission. The record is from RefSeq and is marked provisional. Gene Ontology annotation, cellular component: neuron projection; synapse; plasma membrane.
AUGGCAAACAUACUGAGGCUCGUGGUUGUGGUGUGCGGCUUUUGCAGCUCGGAUGUAGCUUUCGCAGGAUUCACCACCAGAAAACUGGGGCCCCAGCCCAUUUGGAAUUCCACAGUCACUGAUAAGUUAAGACAAGACCUCCUGCUUAAUUAUGAUAAAUUCGCAAGGCCAGCGCAACACUACAACACGACGAAAGUCGUCUUUGGUUUAACAAUACGCCACAUCGAACUUAACGAAUUCAAAUCGACACUUGUGGUCCAUUCGUGGAUACGUCUGAGCUGGAAAGAUGAGAAACUGCAAUGGAAUUCAACAAAUUACGGCGGGCUUGAGACGCUCAACUUGGCCGAUCACGAAAUUUGGCAACCGGACAUAUUUUUGUACAACAGUGCGACAAGUUCUGGCAUUACCCACUACGGUAAUGUGAAUUGCAUAGUUUACGAAGGUGGGGACGUGCUCUGGGUGCCCCCGGCACAAUUCAGUGUUUUGUGUAAUUUGAAUUUGAAAUAUUGGCCUUUUGAUACGCAACGGUGCGAAAUGAUUUUUGGGUCCUGGACCUACAAUGGGGACCAAAUUGAUAUCGACCCUGAUAACGACGGAGUCAAGAUGGAACUUCUGAUCGAAAACUCGGAGUGGAAUAUAGUCGACAAGUCCUUGAAGAAGAACAUGAAAUAUUACGCGUGUUGUCCGAGCCCUUAUCCAGAUAUCACGAUCGAUCUCACCCUCAGCCGAAUCUCACCCUCCUACAAAGCCCUUAUUGUUACACCAGCUUUCGUUGUGAUAAUUUUAGUGUUAGUUAAUUUUUGGCUGCCACCCCAAGCAGGCGAAAAACUCAUCCUGAACGGUUGUACGGCUUUGAUUAUUUGUUUAUUUAUGUUGUAUUUCACGCAGAAGAUACCCACCAUGGGCACGCACACGCCUCUGAUUGUUUUUUUCUACAGUAGUUGUUUGUACGUAGUCGGGUUUUCGAUAAUUACCUCAGUGGUGGUAAUUUGGUUAUCGAGGACUAAGCACAGUUCGCCCCUGCCUUGGAUUGUUAAGCAACCCCUGACUGGAACAUUUGGUAAAAUUCUGGGGCUACAAACUUACAUCCAACAGUCGUCAAUGACAUCGCAUAGGGUCACAGCUGAGGAAAUGCGAGACCACCAGGUUACAGAUUUCGACGAGAAUAACAGUGGAGACGAGCACCACAUAAUCAAAUCGUCCAAUAAAAUGUCCCUACAGCAGGACUGGAUUUUACUAGCAGCGGCCAUAGAUCGGAUCACUUUUUGCUUUUUCUCUUUCCUAUUCCUCAUUUUAACCAUAGUUUAUUCCGUGUGA